Messenger RNA from Cydia amplana, 1490 nucleotides. RefSeq lists its product as uncharacterized. The record is from RefSeq and is a predicted model, not a curated record. NCBI's taxonomy places the organism in Eukaryota, Metazoa, Arthropoda, Insecta, Lepidoptera, Tortricidae. The transcript has 2 exons. The coding region runs from base 578 to 889 and encodes 103 amino acids.
AAUUCGUGCCUGGAGGCAAUACAAACUGUGAAAUACUCAGAUAAUACAGCUAAUGCGAAAAUGGAAGCGCGAGCGCAAGCCAUUUUAAUUGCCGCAGUGGCAGACAGCCACUUAGAAUACAUACGACAAGAGACAGCAUACGCUAUGUUUAAAAAUUUAGAAGACAAUUUCAAAGACAAAGGAGUAAGAAGCAAAUUAUUUUUAAGAAGGCAGUUAAGCGACAUGAAAUAUAUAGAUACGAAAUCGUUAAAAGAACAUCUUACAAAAAUACAAGAAAUAUGUACUCAACUAGAAGAAGCCGGAUCAGAAUUAAAAGAAGAAGAAAAAAUAAACUAUGUACUUUUAUCAAUGCCCAAAUCUUAUGAAUCAAUAGUUACAGCUUUAGAAACCAUCGGCGAUUUGAAAUUGAAUACAGUGAAGGAUAGAUUAUUAGCGGAGGAGGAGAAACAGAAAAAAUUUAAUGAAUAUCAGACAAGUCAAGGACAGUUAAAUGCUUUUAAUUGCUUCACUUGUGGUAAGCCGGGCCAUAAAAAGUUUCAGUGUAGACAAAGUCAUGGAUAUGGAUUAAAUCAAGGACAUGGACGUGGCGGAUGGAAUCAAGGAUAUGGAUUUAAUCAAGGGCAUGGACGAGGUGGAUGGAAUCAAGGAUAUGGAGUUAAUCAAGGACAUGGACGAGGCGGAUGGAACCAGGGAAGAGGCUUUAAUCAAGGACGUGGACAGAGUGGAUCAUACAGAGGAACCGGAUUUAACCAAGGACGUGGUUGUGGUAGCCAAGGAAGAAAUAGAGGAUCGAGGCAAGGACGGAGUACCAACUAUGUCGAGGAUAAUGAUGAAACGACAGCAUUCUUCUGCGGAAAUAUGUAAGGAAAAAUUUAUUAUCAGUGUCUAAAAUGGAAAGUGUCGGGUUGAGGAUUGAAUUUGCUAAUGGAAAGGUACGAGUAUAUAAACAUAAUUAUUUAAUCAUGAUUGGAAAUAAAGAGGGAACACUAUAUACAGUUGAAUGCAAAAUUAAUGUAAAUUCGUGUCAGUUAGCAAACACAGUAGAUACAAAUUUAUGGCACAGACGUUAUUGUCACUUGGGUUCACAAAAUUUAGAUGUACUUGUACGUAAAAAUCUGGUAGAUGGUUUAUCUGAAAUAAAAAAUAAAUUUGUAAAUGACAGUUUAUGUGAAGCAUGUAUUUUAGGGAAAAGUCGUAGACAGCCGUUUAAUAAAUUAGGGACUAGAGCUAAGAAACCUUUAGAAUUGGUACAUUCUGAUGUCUGCGGACCGAUUACACCUGUGACUUGGGACGGUUACAAAUAUUUUGUAACAUUCAUAGAUGAUUAUACUCACUUUACUAUGGUUUUCUUAAUAAGGAAUAAAUCAGAGGUUUUCAAAAAGUUUGAAACUUAUUAUAAUACAGUAACAAAACAUUUUAAUGCAAAUUUGUUAAAGCUGAGAAUCGAUAAUGGCCGUGAAUAUCUUUCGGAUGAAUUUAGGGAUUUUUGU